Pogona vitticeps (central bearded dragon) is the source of this 6455-nucleotide messenger RNA. It is a transcript of the gene TBC1D5, whose product is annotated as TBC1 domain family member 5. The record is from RefSeq and is a predicted model, not a curated record. Gene Ontology annotation, molecular function: GTPase activator activity. Lineage: Eukaryota; Metazoa; Chordata; Lepidosauria; Squamata; Agamidae. Gene Ontology annotation, biological process: activation of GTPase activity.
GUGCAAGAGACGAGGAGGCGGCCGCGCUCGGCAAUCCGUGCCGGCUGCGCGAAGCUUGGCGUCGGGACGGAGGAGGGAGGGAGGGCCGUUUCCCCUCCUUUCUCUCUCUCUCUCUCUCUCUCUCUCUCGUUCCCCCCGCCCCGCGCUCCUCAACUCCACCCAGCCCGCCUUUUCCUUUGCGGGUCGUUGGACUCUCUGAGCGAGGGAGGGACGCGGGCAGGCAGGCGGGGAAGAGGAGGGAGGCUCAGCCACCCUCUGCAGUGCCAUUGCACCAACAAGGAGCAGCAAAACUUCUGAAGGUUUGGAGAAGAGAGUAAGAAAACUACCAAGGAGGGCUACAGCAGCAUUGUAAUUAUUAUACUUACUGCAAGUGCCAAGUGUCAGAAUGUAUCAUUCCUUUUCUGGAACUACGCAUCCUUUACAAACUGAAGAGCAAGAAAUAGGCAUUGAUCCCUUGCAGAGUUAUGUGAACAAGACUGAUGAAGAUUUGUCAAAUGAGAAUGGAAGAACACAACAUACCUCAGAUUCCGAUGGAACAUUUCUUUCAUAUAGUAAAGAAUGGGAAGAAUUAUUUGUAAACAACAAUUACUUGGCAACAAUACGGCUGAAGGGGAUUAAUGGGCAGCUGAGAAGCAGCAGGUUUCGUAGUGUUUGCUGGAAGCUCUUUCUGAAUGUUCUACCAUCUGACAGAAGUCAGUGGAUCAACAAAACAACCAAAUUAAGGACUUUAUAUAACAAGAUUAAAGAAGUUCAUAUUACAAAUCCUCGAAAAGCUGGACAGCAAGACGUGAUGAUCAACAAUCCGCUUUCACAAGAUGAAGGGAGUCUUUGGAACAAAUUUUUUCAAGACAAAGAACUUCGAGGAAUGAUUGAACAAGAUGUGACAAGAACAUUUCCUGAAAUGCAGUAUUUCCAAGAAGAAAAUGUAAGGAAGAUUCUUACAGAUGUUCUGUUCUGUUAUGCUCGGGAGAAUGAACAGUUGCUUUAUAAACAGGGCAUGCAUGAACUCUUAGCACCUAUUGUCUUUAUUCUGCAUUGUGAUCAUCAAGCUUUUCUACAUGCAAGUGAAGCUGCCCAACCAAGUGAAGAAAUGAGAGUUCUUCUAAAUCCUGAAUACCUUGAACACGAUGCAUAUGCAAUGUUUACUCAUCUUAUGAAAACAGCAGAAAACUGGUUUUCAACCAGCGAGCAUGAUGGUCAAAAGGAAAAAGAUGCAAUGAUGACCCCUAUGCCAUUUGCAAGACCGCAAGAUCUAGGCCCAUCAAUUGCUAUUGUAGCCAAAGUUAACCAGAUUCAAGAUCAGUUGCUAAAGAAACAUGAUAUUGAACUCUACAUGCAUCUGAAUAGACUAGAGAUUGCACCACAGAUUUAUGGACUGCGAUGGGUAAGGCUUCUAUUUGGAAGAGAGUUUCCUCUCCAGGACCUUCUAGUUGUCUGGGAUGCUUUAUUUGCUGACAGCAUCAUGCUUGAUUUGGUUGACUACAUUUUCCUAGCCAUGUUGCUGUAUAUUAGAGAUGCCCUGAUAUCAAGCAAUUAUCAGACCUGUUUGGGACUACUCAUGCAUUAUCCCCCUAUUGGAGAUGUCCAUUCAUUGAUCAUGAGAGCUCUUUUUCUCAGAGAUCCAAAGAGAAAUCCAAGACCUGUGACGUACCAGUUCCAACAAAAUCUAGAUUACUACAAAGCACGUGGAGCAGAUUUGAUGAAUAAAACUCGAGUCAGUGCCAAAGUAGCUCCACUGAACAUAAAUAAAGUUUCCAGCAGCUUGUUGAAUUUUGGGCGAAAGCUCAUUUCCCCAGCUAUCACUUCAAGUGGUGCUCCUGGACCAGUUUUAGGUAGCAGUGGUAACUUCUCCUCUGUUCCAGUGCCAGUUAGGAGCAUUGUAGAGCUCCCACAGCAGCAGCAGCAGCAGCAGCAACAGCGAAUGAUGAAGUCAGAAAGUGUGCCAGUUCAACUAAGCAAAGGAGAUGUAGUUACAGGCAAUGAGGCUCAAGUAUCGGUUCCUGUCCAGAAUCUAAGUGCCCUCCAAGGGACAGUUGCUACAGCAACUCAUGGGCAGAGUUCAAAAAAUGUCAGCGCUUCUCCAAGCACUGAAAGUUUGUCUGGAGGACGUGAAUACACAGGGUCUCCACCUUUGUCUGCAACCAAAAAAGAAUCAUUUUUCAGUACUAUUUCCCAUUCUCGUUCUCACAGCAGAAGUAUGAGCAAAAAAGAGUCUGAAGAAGAAUUGGAAGCUCAGAUUUCAUUUCUCCAGGGACAACUGAAUGAAUUGGAGGCCAUGUGCAAAUACUGUGCAAAGAUGAUGAAUACACAUCUGGGAAAUAUUCAGGAAGUGAUCCUGCAGGAGCACUUGGAGAAAGAAGAUGAAAUUCUGGUUUCCUUAGCUGGAUUGAAGCAGAUCAAGGAUAUUCUGAAAGGUUCCCUACGUUUUAAUCAGAGUCAGUUGGAGGCAGAGGAAAAUGAACAAAUCACAAUCGAAGAUGAUCACUACUGUUCCUACAAUCAGAACAAGGAGCCAAGUGAAACCCUGAAAGAUCCUUCAGUCGCAAAACAAUGCAUCCCUCCAAGGAAACAGGUUCCUGGUGAUCCAAACUCAGACAACAGGCGCACAGAUGACUAUAUUCUAGUUUCCAAAGAAGAUGAGGGAAACAUUAAUGUUGUUCCUGAACAUGUGCAAACUGUGCCAACCUGCAAGGAUGUGAGCACUGAGAGAGAGGCUUCAUGCCAUUCUUCUUUAGUCUUUUCUGAUCCCCUGAUGGGCUCCAUAUCCGCUUCUUCCAGUAACCUCAGUUCCAGCCCUGACGAUGACAGCAGCAACAACAGCAAGGAUUCUGAAUUUACCAUUGUUAGCCCCUUGGAAAUUUAAGUAAGCCAUUCAGAACAUCUGUGGGGGCAGUUACAGAAUGUCAGCAUGUGCCUCUGAUGCUCUACAGAUCUGGAGAACUGAUUCUGAAAGGGACUCAAGAGUCAUACCUAAUAAAUAUUCAAGUCAGAGCACAGACAUGGAAAAGGUAAUCCAUGUCAGCCAGAAAAUAAAGAGAGCACACAUGCAAGGAUUGCCUUUAAAAUAUCCUCGUGAUAAUAUUGAGCUGUAAUCUAUGACAAAAGGUACAGUACUCAUAUUUUACUCUAUAGACAGCUUCUUGGAAUAUUGAGGUAAUAGUUUAUAGCCUCUUCAUCCUUGUAGAAUAACAUGUUAGCCUAUAAUCUCAUGGAUUAACAAGUGAUGUCCUCACUUGUGAAGGAAACAAAGGAAAAAUCAUAAUCAUUUCAAAUUCUGGCAAGAAAAAGUAAAUACUCCUCAUAAAAUGCAAUUUAAGGCAAAAUGAGAGUUCCCAAGUAAGGGAGUAGAAAUUAAAUGUGUAUUAAAUUAUCUGAAACACAAACUGAAGUCCUCUUUAGAUAUAAACCCAUUUGUAUCAUAUCUGCUUGAAGUUUUCUUUUAUAGCAUUGUCUGGAAUAUAUUUUUGUAGCUAUUUCAGGACCUUCACUGUAUUCCUCAGGCCCAAGAACAAAGUUCAUUGUGGGUCGUCAUGCUCCAGUAUUCUUCAACCAUGUAAAAAUAGUUGGCUGAAAUUAAUUUGUUAAUUUAAGUUUACUCCCUUUAAAUACACACGGUCUGCUUCACUACAUUAUUACCACCAGAGGCAGUAAGAUUUUGAGUGCUUUUAGUCUCUACAAUGACCCUGAAGAGCAAAUUUAUCUGACAGUUUUGGAGUAGGCUAAAAUAUUUUUGGAACCAGCUUGUUCUGUGACUGCGAUAAGAGGAGAAACCAAGGAGAAUUUAUUGGUCAGUGUCCAGAACUAACACACAGUAAAUCAUGCUAAUGGAGUAGUGCUUAUAUUCCUUUAUAGCUUUUAGAGUCUAAAAAUUUGAGGUGGUUUUUGCCCUGAAUCUCCAUCCAGCAUCUUCAAUUUAAGAAUAACUAAGUGAUACCUCUAUGGAAAAGCUGCAGUUGUGGGCUUUACUCCCUUCUAACUCUCUCUGUAUAGCAUUGCCCGAGUUUUCACUGACUAAUUUCCCACAUCCCAGAGAUGAAUUUGGCUUAGUGAAACUAAGUCACUGGUCAAGGUGGGAUCUUUCAUUUCAUCGUGGCCUAUUUAGCAGUUUAUCUUUCAGAUAGCUAGCUAUAAUAGUUUGAAUGGAAUUGUUCAUUUGUUCAUUUUUGUUUUGUUUUACAAAGGUUGUUUAACUUCUUUAUCUUUAGAACCAUUGGUUAUGAUGACAAGAAAGUCACUAGAAUUAACAACACAAACUAUACCCCCUCCCCCAGUUCUGCAGAAAGAUACUGGUGAAAUAUGUUUUCAGUGCUUUAUUUAUGAGUAAUAGACUCUAUUUGUCUAUUGUACAUUCAUUUUAUUCAAUCAGCGCAGUGUAGUCAGAACCAGAUAAUGCAGUGGCACAAUAAAUGCUAGGGCAGGAAAAUAUGGACAAUAAUGAAUAGCAAUUGUAGCUCACAUUAAGAAUUCUAGCCAUCCAUCUGCUGCCUGAGUCAUGCUAAAUCAAACUGCAACCUAACCCCAAAGCAUCAGUGCAUCUGUUGAGGGCAUUAUUCCAGCAACUUUGUGGGCAACAGAGGUGGUGAUUUUGGAGGAAGUGGGGAAUAGCAAAUUAGCAGCUAUAUUUUAAAUCAAAACAAAUAAGUCUGUGGAGUGAUUUGACUACCCAAGAAUUUCAGUUGAUGUUUUAGUAUAAUAUAUAUUUUUGUUAGGUCUCUAUCCAUACAUGUCCUGGGCAGAAAGCCAAAAAUAUGGUGGCUGGUUCACAGCUAUGUGUCCAGAGACUCUUGAUUAAUUCUUCACAAGAAUAUGUUCUUCUGUCUUGUGGAAGUGUUGGGUAAUACUAAGAGUUUACGUAAAGAGCUUAACAGCAUAUAAAGCUGGGGGAGGUGGCAGAGAAGAGCCACAUGACUAUUGAUCUGGAUGAAAUACAUAAAAUGUAUUGUAGCUAUGCAAGGCAUCUGUGCCAGCUUAAACCUAGCAUUCCUUCUCAUUUAAACUCCCUCUGUAAAGCACCUCAGAAUUCAGCCUUAUGUUCAGCAUGCAGGUUUAUUUAAUUUCCUUGAAUUUGCAAGGACAAUAAGAGAGGAUUAAACAGAUGGUGAUUCAUUUUUUGAUCCUUUAAACAUGGCUAACCUUACUUCUCUCUGCUUAGAUUUGUUGCUGUUUUGACACAGAGAAAAGUGUCCAUUGGAACAAACUGUCAUUUAAAACCAAAUAAGAGUGGAAUUGGAGAGUGACAGAUCAAUUUUCACUUUAUAGGGAGAAGAUUGCUGUUUUGUAAUUUUUUAUUUUUUUACUUUUAUGAUUGGUUGUUGCUGUCUUCCUGAUUCAGGGAUCAUCUUUUUUUUCUUGUCAUAAUUGUUUUAGUGCCAUAAAGCACUGCAAUUCUGAAAUGCAUUUUUGUUGUUGUUGAAACCAUGCUUUUUUUCCCAACGUUUUGCUAUAAUUUUAGUAUAUGUCUACUAUUUCCUUGAUGGAAAGAAGAAAUCUGAAUUAUAUGAGUCACAUUUGGUGAUACUGUGUCUUAGCGUAUCCCAGCUAGAUACUGGAGUCUACUUCUUUGGUAAUGCUGGAAGUAUAUGGGAUUGAAUAAACAUAAAACUAAACACACUAAAUCAUAACCCCAUAUUGCCUUAUAUUACGAUUACUGGAAGGGACCUCCCACUUUAUCAGUUCAUUCUGUCUUCUAAAGACAACCUUGUAAUAUAGUCCAUGGAUAAUAAUAAUCUGAUCAAAUUAAUAUGCAGUAUAAAAGGCUGAUGAUUACUAUUAAUAAGUGGGACUCCAAAUCUCAAGCAACUGCAGACUCAUUUGUUGUUCUUGCAUCUGUACCAUAUGACUAAUUCAGGUCUAUUGCAUGCAAUGUCCAUCAUGUUACUGCAGAAUGGUGACUGAUAACCAUAUAGAUGACUGGAUGUUCAUUUUUAGUUGUGAAAAUUUGUAUCUUUCCUCUAUACGAAUGUCUGGCAUACUUUAUUAAAGAAAGAACUAACAUGCAAUCUCUUUAAGUCUUCUGGGUUUUUAUUGCAAAGCAGAGGAUUACCCUAUCUCCUCUCUGUGUUAUAAAAACUGCCCCCUUUCUCUGAUUAAGAAUUUAGUUUGUUAAAAGAUUAUGAAAAUUAAAUGUGAUCUAGUACAACCAAGAUAUUAAACUUCAUGAAAGCAAUACCCCCAGGUGUACCUGUGAGCCAAUAAUUACAUAGAUAAAAAAAGAGAGAAAGAUGCAUGAAAAAUUAGGAAGGCAGAACAGACAAUCCCCAAUUGAUAACAAGUUACACAAAUGGAGAUUCCCUCCUUCUCAUUGCAAAGCCAAUGUGUAGAAUAGCAAAAAUACUAAUAAUGUUAACACCCUUUUGUAAGGGUGCCAAAGAAGACAAAUGGCUAUAUCUCAACUAACGCUUGAACCAAAGCUGCACAUUGUGUUGUAAGUGCCAGUAAAUUGAAUAAAUAAAACC